AUGCUCAACAUGAGCCGGCAAGGUGUGCUGGCAGCCCCAAAAUGCAAACGGUGUCCUGAGCUGCAUCAAAAGAAAUGUGGUCAGCAGGUCGAUGCAGAAGCUUCACUCCCUUGCCCUGUCUUGGGUUCACCCGUGAAGAUAUUUGCUCCCAAUAUUGAGCAAAGGGAUGUAGUCAAUCACCUAAAAGGAAGUCCAGCAGAAGAGAAGAGAAAUGUGUUAGUCGAAAGUGCCAGAUUGGCAAGAGGAAACAUUCAGGAUUUGGCUGAACUGAAAGCCAGCGAAUUUGACGCAGUCAUUUUCCCUGGUGGUUUUGGUGUAGCAAAGAACUUGUGUUCCUGGGCUGUAGAUGGCAAGAACUGUACUGUUAAUGAGCAUGUGAACACCACACUCCAGGCUUUCCACAGUGCUAAAAAACCUAUUGGUUUGUGCUGUAUAUCGCCAGUUCUGGCAGCUAAAGUCUUUCCUGGCUGUGAGGUUACCGUCGGCCAAGAUAAAAACAUAGAUGGAAGAUUUCCUGAUGCUGAAACAGCAUCUGCUAUAGCAGAGCUUGGUUGUAAGCACAUUUGCAAAAAUGUAAAUGAAUCCCAUGUGGAUAAAGCUAAUAAAAUAGUUACUACCUGUGCUUUCAUGUGCAAGGCUCCUCUGCAUGAAAUCUUUGAUGGAAUUGGAACAAUGGUACAAGAAGUCCUGAAACUUGCCUAACUGGAAGCGUAUAGACCUCUGCAAGGAAACCAGUUUAGCUAAACAUAAGCAUUUAGUUUCAUUUGAUUGUAUUAAUAAAAUAAUGCAAUUGCUAAACCUCACAGUU
Molecule: messenger RNA, 808 nt
Organism: Apaloderma vittatum (bar-tailed trogon)
Lineage: Eukaryota; Metazoa; Chordata; Aves; Trogoniformes; Trogonidae
Product: ES1 protein homolog, mitochondrial-like
Exons: 5
Coding region: 1-702 (233 amino acids)
Source: RefSeq, a predicted model, not a curated record